Messenger RNA from Neohortaea acidophila, 1622 nucleotides. RefSeq names its product Argonaute complex, subunit Arb1. NCBI's taxonomy places the organism in Eukaryota, Fungi, Ascomycota, Dothideomycetes, Mycosphaerellales, Teratosphaeriaceae. The transcript has a single exon. Gene Ontology annotation, cellular component: ARC complex. The record is from RefSeq and is a predicted model, not a curated record. The coding region runs from base 186 to 1484 and encodes 432 amino acids. Gene Ontology annotation, biological process: regulatory ncRNA-mediated gene silencing.
UCAAGCCCAAGACUGCGGUCCGCGAGGCCCUACGCCAAAGCACGUUGGUCGAAGUGUCCAAGGAUGGCAAGCGGUUGUCGCGCAAAACUCCACUGACGACCGGGUUGUUGGUCGCGCCCAAGGUGGAUCGGGAUAGGAAGAAGACGGUGGUGCCGGAGGACAAACCAUGGCUCACAAAGGCGUUGAUGAAGCCCACGGGGUUCGAGGAUUACGUUGCUGAAGGACCCAUUCGACCGGAAGAGUACCUUCGCGAUCGCGGCGAGUACGACCCCGACAUCUCGUUUGCUUCGCGCAUCGAAACGGCCAUUACGCACUUCUGCGCCAGACGCAAAAUGCAUCAGCAAACGAGGAAGAUCUUCGACAAGUUCAUGGUGUUUGGCGGAAUGGCGUGUGGACAGCGGCAGUUCAUCGGCGGGCUGGAUGAGAAGUCAAUGGAGGAGUACACGAAGAAGGAGCUGGCGGAGCUGACGUCCAACUACGGCGUCGCCGAGCGAGUGAUGGACGGACUGCACGAGAGCGAGUUUGGCGGUGCGGUGACGUGGGAGGUGGAUUUCGCGGCUGUUGCUAGGGGGUUCCUCUCCUCCCAGUUCAUGCGUCACUUUCACUGGUAUGAUUUGCAGAUGGUCCAGACGGCGACGAACGUGCUGCGCAACUUCUACAACUACCUGCUUCUGCACGAUGUGUGUCCGGAGUAUGGGGUGCAGCUAGUUGCGGCUCGAAAGGUCUGCGACGACGCGGAGGCAGAGCUGCCGAUGCUCAAAGAAGUCGAUCAAGGACUUCCCGGCGGCUUCAACGUCGCGUGUUCUACGCUGUUUGGAGGCCGUUAUUCCAAUCUCUACGCCGCCGGCAACGACUGGGCACGAGCGGAUGACAAUCUCGGCUGGUCACAGGUCAAUGCAGACUGUGUCUUUAAAGCCGGCAUCUUCGCCCAUGGGACGGAAGCGCAGCUUCGUCAGGUUGAAGAAGCAGCAGAGCAGGGCAGCAACAGUUUCAAAGUCAUCUCAUCGGAAGAACUUGGCCUAGAAAUCACGAGAGUUGAAGUCGCCAACGCAGAAGCUUCCACAGUCUACAACUCCACAGCACUGCAAAACACAUUCAUCCGACCAAUGGGCAAGCUACACUGCAAGCGCUGGGCAGCUCCUCACGCGGCACCGAGUGAUCUCCUCCCGUCCUCCAAACCAGGGCCGGAAGAGUUUGAGUUCCUCGUAGACGAUGAUCUACUGCAGUACUGCGUGCCAGGCAUGAAGAUGGAGUGUUGCGUCAAAAAGCUGGAUCUCGGUGUCAAGUGGAUCGAUCACAUUGCCGCUGUCUAUGCGAGCUUCUUUACAUGGUUGGCAAAUGAGGAGAUUUGCGAGUGGAAGGAGCCUGGGCCGCCCAAGGAGUGGAUGGUGCGGGUGAUGAAUCGUGACAAUGGGGUACUGGUGGAGGGAGAUGGUGGGAUAGGAGAGGAGCGUGAGGAGGGUGAGCUGGAUGAGUUGGAUUGAGAUGAAGUGUUGCCGGCAUCGGCCUCGGUUGUCUUUCCUUCCGAGAUUUAGGAAGGUGGAGCGAACGACACCCCACGAAUGACAGAAGGAGGGGCAAUGGCAGUAUUGCGUCAAUGGGUCCAGGGUGUUUUUCUUGUG